Messenger RNA from Symbiodinium pilosum, 1443 nucleotides. Lineage: Eukaryota; Dinophyceae; Suessiales; Symbiodiniaceae. The record is from the annotation of a GenBank genome assembly.
AUGCCUAGCCGCGAGCGUCGCCACUGCCGUGGAGCAGCACUGGCUGCUGCACGGCAGCGAGCGGCCGAAGCUGCUGCCGCCGAGGGCAGCUCUCCGUCUAAGCUGGCGGACCUGCCACUAGAAAGGUUGCGGCACUUCGCUGCGACCCAGGUUGACCAGAUCCUGCACAACUGCGGGGUCGAUGGGUCAGCUGGGAGCACCGAGGACAAAGUCAGCUUUGGUGGGCAUUUGCAGAUUGCGAUGACGCUGCAGCAGGCCGGCGUUCGCGAUGGCAUGACACUUUCAGCCACGGUGCGGCAAGUGCCCGUUGGCUGCAGCCGGCGAAAUGCUGCGUUUGCACUGGUGCGCGCGGAUGGCACCGUCGUGACCUGGGGAGAUGCACAGUCUGGCGGGGACAGCAGCGCUGUUUAUCAGUCAUUAGUGAAAGUGCACUCUGUCAAGGCUACUUCCAGAGCCUUCGCAGCUUUGCGCAACGACGGACAGGUCGUCACAUGGGGUGACCAUCUCAGAGGAGGUCGAGGUGGACCAAGCUCUCAUCUUCAAGAUGUGAAGAUGAUUCAAGCGACACAAAGUGCUUUUGCAGCCUUGCGCCGUGAUGGAAGAGUGGUGACAUGGGGUGACACCUCUGCCGGAGCUGACAGCAACAUGGUGUCACAAAGAUUGCAAGAUGUUGCGUCAAUAUCAAGCACGGCAUUCGCCUUAGCUGCUAUAUGUCGGGGAGGAGCUGUGGAGACCUGGGGUGACAGUCGCUACGGUGGGGACUGCAGCGUGGUGCAAAGUGAUCUUUACGAUGUUCGCGCUGUCACGGGCAAUGACUUUGCUUUUGCGGCCAUACGUGGAGAUGGCUAUGUUGUUUGUUGGGGGAAGGAGGACAGUGGCGGCAGGCCGCCAGCCGAGACACAAUCGGAGCUUACUGAGGUUGUCAGUGUGGAGGGCUCCAGUGCUGCAUUUGCAGCAAUCCGCAAGGACGGAAGCGUCCUUGCUUGGGGCGAGAAGGCUUUCGGGGGCGAGUGCAUUCAAGUGAAGGAGCAGCUUCGCAAUGUGCAGAGCAUCACAGCCUCACGAGGUGCGUUUGCAGCCUUGAAAACGGACGGCACUGUGGUCUGUUGGGGCAACCAGAGCUGUGGCAGUCACGUCGAGCCAUACAUCAAUCAAGCCCUGACGCACGUCACGCUCAUCAAAGCCACUGAGUUUGCCUUUGCAGCACUCCGAUCCGACGGGCGUGUGGUGACCUGGGGCAAUGGGGUGGAAGGGGGCGACAGCUCACAGCUCCAGGAGAAGCUUCGAGAUGUGCAACAACUGGAAGCUUCGUCGGGCGCUUUUGCAGCAAUCCGCGCAGAUGGCACCGUGGUCACCUGGGGUAACUCUGACAAAGGCGCCUACAUCAAGCAGGUUGAACGCCAUUUGACAGACGUCCACUGCUUGAGCGGGGGUUACAGCUGA